Onychomys torridus (southern grasshopper mouse) is the source of this 4043-nucleotide messenger RNA. RefSeq names its product YES proto-oncogene 1, Src family tyrosine kinase (gene Yes1). The record is from RefSeq and is a predicted model, not a curated record. Bases 247 to 1872 code for a protein of 541 amino acids. The transcript is spliced from 12 exons. Gene Ontology annotation, molecular function: ATP binding; signaling receptor binding; non-membrane spanning protein tyrosine kinase activity. Gene Ontology annotation, cellular component: extrinsic component of cytoplasmic side of plasma membrane. Gene Ontology annotation, biological process: cell differentiation; innate immune response; protein phosphorylation. Lineage: Eukaryota; Metazoa; Chordata; Mammalia; Rodentia; Cricetidae.
GGAGGGGGAGGAGGAGAAGGAGGAGGAGAGAGGGAGACCGCGGGGUGCGGGCGCCCGGGAGUUCCCUCCUCUACAAGUAACGCGUCCCGGGGGCCGGCUGUGUCGUCGUCGCUGCCUCCUCCCGGCGCCCGGCGGCGUGUGAGCCGGAGGUGAAGGGAGAGGGCCCCCCCGCGGGCGUCCGCCGGCCUUGGCCGGCCACCUUCUCCCCCUCGCAGCGACCCGUGCCCGAGCGCGGCAGAUUUGAUAAUGGGCUGCAUUAAAAGUAAAGAAAACAAAAGUCCAACCAUUAAAUAUACACCGGAAAACCCUCCAGAGCCCGUAAACACAAGUGCCAAUCAUUAUGGAACAGAACAUACCACAGUUGCCCCGACCUCUUCCACAAAAGGAGCACCGGUCAAUUUUAACAGUCUUUCCAUGACACCAUUUGGAGGGUCCUCUGGGGUGACUCCUUUUGGAGGCACAUCUUCCUCAUUCUCAGUGGUGCCGAGUUCAUACCCUACAGGUUUAACAGGUGGUGUCACUAUAUUUGUGGCCUUAUAUGAUUAUGAAGCUAGAACUACAGAGGACCUUUCCUUUAAGAAGGGUGAAAGAUUUCAAAUAAUUAACAAUACGGAAGGAGACUGGUGGGAAGCAAGAUCAAUUGCUACCGGAAAGAAUGGUUAUAUCCCUAGCAAUUAUGUAGCACCUGCAGAUUCCAUUCAGGCAGAAGAAUGGUAUUUUGGCAAAAUGGGGAGAAAAGAUGCCGAAAGAUUACUCCUGAAUCCUGGGAAUCAGCGAGGUAUAUUCUUAGUAAGAGAAAGUGAAACCACUAAAGGUGCUUAUUCCCUCUCAAUUCGUGAUUGGGAUGAGGUAAGGGGUGAUAAUGUGAAGCACUACAAAAUCAGGAAACUUGACAAUGGCGGAUACUACAUCACAACCAGAGCUCAGUUUGAUACUCUGCAGAAACUGGUGAAGCACUACACAGAACAUGCUGAUGGUUUAUGCCACAAGUUAACAACUGUGUGUCCAACUGUGAAACCCCAGACUCAAGGUCUAGCAAAAGAUGCUUGGGAAAUUCCUCGAGAAUCUUUGCGACUAGAGGUUAAACUAGGUCAAGGAUGCUUUGGUGAAGUGUGGAUGGGAACAUGGAAUGGAACCACAAAAGUAGCAAUCAAAACACUAAAGCCAGGUACAAUGAUGCCAGAAUCUUUCCUUCAAGAAGCUCAGAUAAUGAAGAAAUUAAGACAUGAUAAACUUGUUCCGCUGUAUGCAGUUGUUUCUGAAGAGCCAAUUUAUAUUGUCACUGAGUUUAUGUCAAAAGGGAGCUUGUUAGAUUUCCUUAAAGAAGGAGAUGGAAAAUAUUUGAAGCUUCCACAGCUGGUUGAUAUGGCUGCUCAGAUUGCUGAUGGUAUGGCAUAUAUUGAAAGAAUGAACUACAUUCACCGAGAUCUCCGAGCUGCUAAUAUUCUUGUAGGAGAAAAUCUUGUAUGCAAAAUAGCAGAUUUUGGCUUAGCAAGAUUAAUUGAAGACAAUGAAUACACAGCAAGACAAGGUGCCAAAUUUCCAAUCAAGUGGACAGCUCCUGAGGCUGCACUGUACGGUCGGUUUACGAUAAAGUCAGAUGUGUGGUCAUUUGGGAUUCUGCAGACAGAGCUGGUGACAAAGGGGAGAGUGCCCUAUCCAGGUAUGGUAAACCGUGAAGUGCUGGAACAAGUGGAGCGAGGGUACAGGAUGCCUUGCCCUCAGGGCUGUCCAGAAUCCCUCCAUGAAUUGAUGAAUCAUUGUUGGAAGAAGGACCCUGAUGAGAGACCAACAUUUGAAUAUAUUCAGUCCUUCUUGGAAGACUACUUCACUGCUACAGAGCCACAGUACCAACCAGGAGAAAAUUUAUAAUCCAAGUAGCUGUGUGCACAGAUCUGCCAAACAUAAAGACCUUGUGUGAGAGUUUCAUGCACAGGAAUGAGAAGAUACUCUUCACUCUGCAUGUUUCUUGUGGUAAACUGGAAUUCCAGAUAUGGUUGCACGAAACCACUUUUCCCCUCCAAGUGUUAAACUCUAAAGUACCAAUGAUACAUCUUAUAACUUACUUCGGGGUCCAAAGAAAGCUAAGAUAUUGUGACUGUGGGUGAUAGCAUGGUAAGACAGAGCAACAGGACUACUAUUACUAGUCACUUCCUUUUCUUCCCCAAACUCAGAAGUGCUAAAAGAAAACUAUUUAUUGAUAUGGAUGAAACUUGGGCUGUUAUACCACUGUAAAAUCUAAAAUCAAAGAACGUCAUGGGACCAAAUGAUUCCAUUCCAGUUUUUAAAAAUCUCUUGCAUUUUUUUUUCCUCAAAAGUUAGGUUUCUGUUUUGCUUUUCUAUUUAACAGUUGGCAUGUAGUCUUAACACAGAUCUCCUUUUGUGUGGAAUGGGCCAAGUCUUCCAAAAGGAAAAAAAAAACAGCAUCAAAAACUUGAUUAAAUGUUAGACCGCAGCUGUGGAAUUUGGAAGCAUAAUACACUAUGUUCACAUUUAGUUCAUAGAACUGGAAAGUAGAAAAAUCGUUUUUUUACUUCAGUUAUUUCUUGAAUUGUUCAGCUUAGAAUAAUAAGAUAACCAAUUAAUCUUUUGCAAGAUUUUUUUUAAGGCAAUGUACAAUUGAAACUAUACUAUCCAGUCCAAGGGAAAAACCCAGCAUUUAAGCAGUCCAUUUUUAAAAAAUAGAUGGUGUACUGUGAGGUAUUGCUAGUAUGUUUUUAUGGUGAUGGGCUUCACAGUAGAAAACAUCACUAGAUCAGGGACUUGAAUGCACUUUGCUUGUAUUGAGUAUAGAAUAGGAGAGAGGAAAAUGUAUUUAAAUAAAUAUGAGAGAAGAAAAUGUGAAAGUUUUACAGGUAUUGGGAUAGGAUGGAAUGUUUAAUGUUGGUGUUGUGGAGUGACAACAUGGCUUUUCUGGCACUCAGAGCUCCUCAUUAGCUAUUUCUUAGACUUUAAAAGUUAUAAAGUAUGACUGUAAAAUUCAUUUUCUUAACAUAUACACUAAAUAAGUUUUACAUCCUCAAAAUAGUGAAGAUAAGGUUUAACACUAAUUUCAGUGGCCCAUUUUUAUACAGAACCUUUCUAGAACUCCAAUUUUCAAAUCUCUGAAACUUCACUUAUAUUUCAGAUAUACUUGAUGAUUAUCAUAUUUUCCUUUCAUAAUAUAAUUAAUUUGAGUAACAGUAAUUUAAAGAGGGAAGUUUUUGCCCAUUUAAAGUGCAUAGUAAAACAUUCAAAAUGAGAGCUUUUCAAACUCAGAAAUUAUGAAAUAUUAAUUUGAAUUGAGUAGUGUUAAUGGUUUAAGGGUCUAGCAAGGGAAAAACGGUGUCUGCUAAUAAAAUGAAAGUCUAAUAUUUAUGUUUUUAAUGCUGUGUUUUAUAGUUAUGCUUUAAAGCGUUUUAUCAAGUUGUCUUAUUUUCAGCAUAUAUUUUAAACUACCAUCAUUUUAAUCACGAAAAUUAAAGGUCUGUGCCAUGGUAAAUUAUGUUCAGAUUUAAACCUUUUUAAAUGUGACAAGUGAACUUCAUGCAAGUUGGCAAAAGUUCUGGUACUAAAAGUUGUUUGUUUUCUUUUUACUUAACCUAUUCAGUACUGAAUCCUCUGCCAAGAGGGUCUCCUGAGAAGAAUGUCGUCCUUAUUUGCCCUGAUGUCUACAGUUUAUGACAUGAGUGUUUUAAAGGGCUUCAUAUGAACUAUGGUAUUGUAGUUUUUCUAAGGAUUCUUUAAAGAGUAAUAAAAUUACGUUUAUGUACUAAUUCUGAUCAGAAAAAUAAGGCAGAAAAAGUUGAUGGCAUUCUUCAGAUUUUAAAUAAACUGAGUGGAGCAGUUCUUAUACUAACACUUGUAUAGUAAGGAUUCAACACUAACUUAAUGUAUAUUCAGUUUAAAUUGUUAUGUAUUUUUGAAUUGUCAAGAAAAACAGUUUUGUACAUUUGAAGAUUUUUUUUUCCAACAGCUUUCAUCUUUAUUGUCUUAACUUGGAACUUUAACCCUUACCAAAAAAGAAAAGUUGGCAAAAGUAGCCUUCUAUCACACUUUUUUAA